Messenger RNA from Aphanomyces invadans, 1719 nucleotides. RefSeq lists its product as hypothetical. Lineage: Eukaryota; Oomycota; Saprolegniomycetes; Saprolegniales; Verrucalvaceae. The record is from RefSeq and is a predicted model, not a curated record. The coding region runs from base 1 to 1719 and encodes 572 amino acids. Gene Ontology annotation, biological process: peptidyl-threonine phosphorylation. The transcript has 2 exons. Gene Ontology annotation, molecular function: ATP binding; protein serine/threonine kinase activity. Gene Ontology annotation, cellular component: cytoplasm.
AUGGCCGGCUCGGUGUUCAACGUGGCGAGCCUGAGGUCGGAAAUUGAUGUCGGCCCGUCGGCGUACUUCCCGUCGUCCUUCGCGCGGCAGUCGGGUGUGGCCGGCAGCACAGCGGCGCAAUCGUUCCAGUGGCGCGAUGCGAUGGCCAGCAUUGGCGAGCAUGAGGAGUGGCAGGUGACAGGCACCGAGGACCUUAACCACACGCUGCGCACCGUUCGGCACCUGCGAGCCAAGUCGAUGGGGCGCAUCGUUCACAGCUUGAAACGGGCGCAACACGUGUACGUGGCGUUCGUGAUGGACACGACCGGUAGCAUGGGCGAGCAUUUGGACAUGGUGAAGGCGCAAAUCGCGGCAAUCGCGACGGCCUUGGAACUCGUCGGGCUGGAACUGUUGGUGGGGUUUGUGGGCUACAAGGACCACGGGGACGCCGACUCGAUUCAAGUGCUGCCAUUCACGUCGAACGUGGGCAAGUUUCAACGCUUUGUGGAAGCAAUCGACGCCAACGGAGGAGAUGAUGCGCCGGAAGACGUUCUUGGCGGCCUCUGGGCGGCGGCGACGCAGCUUCCGUGGGAGCCGGAGUGCACAAACGUUCUGUUUCACAUUGGGGAUGCUCCGCCCCAUGGCACGACGUACUGGACAGGGUACGACAACUUUCCCAGUGGCCACCCCCUCGACCAGUCGCCAGGCGCCAUCUUUGGGCAAUUGCUUGCACUCAAUGUGGCCUACUACUUUGGGAAGCUCACAACAUGGACGGACAUGAUGGUACAAGUGUUUCGACGGCAUGCUGCCAUCACGGUGUUUGACGUCGGGGAUUCGAUUGACUUGUACGGCAGCGUUAUCACGGCCACGCAAGAGUCGGUGGUGUACCACCAGCAACGAGUCCUUGGCAGCGUUGGGUCGGGCCAAACGUUUGAUUUGCGCGUCCCAACGUGGUCGGGUAUAAAGCGCCGACAAGCCGAGUUGGCGAGGUAUCGCUGCAAUCCCGCGACUCUUUCGGCUGAAGACGUCACGGCUCCCAUGACCAUGCUCAUUCGCAAGAGCACAGUCCGCAUUGCGCCACUGCCGUUUGCCCGCGGCUGCGAGCGGUCCGCCUUCUAUGCCCAGGAGAUGGUCAGCGAUCCAAACGCGCCAUCCAAGUGUUCGUGGCAACGGAUGGUUGCCAAGCGCUUUCUUCGGAAUGAAUCUAAAUCUGCCAACGGGGUUGAAGGCCGGUAUCUGAAGGCGAUGGAAGGCCAAGCCAUGGCGGCAGCGUUGGCGCAAAACUUCAACAAACUCAUGGCAACUGGUCCCUUGGCAGCCGUGUCGCUGUCGUUCUUGGAGGCGAGCGUAGCAAAGUUGGCCGACGGCGACGAGUUUGUCGCGAUGGAGCGGUUCCUCCCGUCCUUUGAGCGGUUUUCCAACAACGUGGACUGGGUCUCCCCGCGGGAGGCAACGGAUCCGUGCGUCCAAUACGCCGUCGCCUUCACGCACUGGACGUGGGUUGCCACGAAGGGGUAUUUGAUGGUGGUCGACUUGCAGGGUCACCGUGCGAACAACGACACGAUGGUUUUGACCGAUCCAGCCAUCCAUUGCACCGACAUGGUGCGCUUUGCGGGGGGGACGAAUCUCGGUGCGCGAGGCAUGGACGAGUUUUUUGCGACGCACACAUGCAACCACUUCUGCGACGGCUUCCAGUCACUCAUGGCUGGCCAAUCUACCACUCGGAAGCGAUCCAUGUAG